AUGGGAUGCACCAACAGCAAAGUUGCUUCUGUUGCGGCCGUCUCCAGUACGCGGGAUUUGAGCGGGAUGGAUGUGCCGUCAAACCGUAAACCAAUCAUCAAACCCAAGAGAGAAGCACCAUCCAAGCCCAAAGCACAACCAAUGGCGCCAAUCGAACGCACCGUUGCCAGGCCAAAGAGCUCAUUUGCAAUGGCAAAACCAGUCGUAAAGACCGAUGACAUGAAUGCUGCGGCCAGGCCAUCCUCUGCGGUAAACUCGAUGACAAAACCAAUCGCAAAGGCCAACGACAACAAUGCGGAGCCCGGGCCGACCCGCUGUGUUCACUCAACUUCAAGACGUGCCCUCAAGCUAAGCGAACUCAGUGAGCAAGAAAAGGCAGAUGUUGUACGCUGGAGAGGCUUUGUUUAUCAAGGAAUCCCGCCUCCGGUUCUGAUAGCUUUGAUGGUACAGGAAGGUCUGAGGGGCGAACUCUUCCGUUUGGUUUUGGAGCCAUUAAACAUCGUCCGUUUAUUGACAAAGGCAGAAAGGGACGCGAUCUCCAAGUUCCGUCGCUGCCUGGAGCCGGACGGCGAUGGUGACGGUAAUGUAGUGCUCCCACCAGCACCGGCCACUGUGAUCCACAACAUGAGAAUGGACCUCAUCAAUCCGAGGUUGAUUCCGAUCAUCUUUGAUGGAUACAAGCCUGCUUCGUGUGAUGCCCGAAUGAACGAAGUCGAAGCUGCAGCCGUCCGUCGCUACAGGGCCAUGCUUGGCAGAGGGAUGUCUCGUUUCGAGGUUGCUCGUUUGACCGACAGAGAAAAGGCUGACCCACGGGUGGUUUUCUUGGUCUUUAGCAACGUCCCCACGAGGCCCGUGUCUGUGCCUGCGGGGCAUGAUACUCCCGCGGCGUCAACACCCAACACAGCAUGCAACGAGAACAGUAUGAUUGGCACAAUCACGUCGAUAUCGUAUAUUGGAGUAGAGCCCCCACCAGACAUUAAAGGCCCCGUGAUCAAAGACGGGCACUGCUUUGGAUUGCGUCAAGCGUGCGACGAUUCCAACCCAACCUGGAGCGUUCACCCCGAUUGGGAUACCCCAUGGCAUGUUUGUGAGAGGCGUUACAGCAACCACCCGGAGAUUGUGGUUCGCGGCACGAAGCACGCCUACGACGAGAUCGAGCGUCUCAUCCUGGCCGGCCACGAACACGAGCGUGUGCAUUUCGACGACAAACUGCGUAGGAGCUCCUCCAAGCAAAGAUCUUCGGAACUGCUAUUCUGGUCGGGACACGGACUGUUCAGUGUCCGAAUGUUGCUUCCAUGA
Seminavis robusta is the source of this 1299-nucleotide messenger RNA. The record is from the annotation of a GenBank genome assembly. NCBI's taxonomy places the organism in Eukaryota, Bacillariophyta, Bacillariophyceae, Naviculales, Naviculaceae.